This is a messenger RNA of Anguilla rostrata (American eel), 719 nucleotides long. RefSeq names its product cilia- and flagella-associated protein 251-like. The transcript is spliced from 10 exons. Bases 57 to 719 code for a protein of 220 amino acids. The record is from RefSeq and is a predicted model, not a curated record. NCBI's taxonomy places the organism in Eukaryota, Metazoa, Chordata, Actinopteri, Anguilliformes, Anguillidae.
CUAUCUGGAAAGGUGCUCUGUUUUAAUGAAGGACACUGAAAAGUGCUCAUCACACCAUGUAUUUCUCUCUCCCUCUCUCCAUAGGCAGAGGUUCGAAGAGCGACGGAGACAGUCUGGAGCGGAGCCCGGAACCUUCUGCAGACGACAGAGAGGCGGAGGAGGUGAAGGACACCAGGAGCCGGAGGGGGCGGAGCUCUCAGAGUGCCACUCCCCAGAGGGACACAAGCAAGACCAGGAAGGAGGACAGUGAGGAGUCUACAGGUCCAGGCACGGGGCAGCCACUUAAAAGUGAUGAUGAAGGCGAGAAGGCCGUGGAGACAAAAGUUCCACGCAGGGGGAGGUGGUCCAAGGGCACGACUCCGUCGCUCAGGGAAACGCGAUCCUCAUCCCAAGAGCUGGAGGAGGAAGAGGUGAAGGAGCAAGAACAGCCUGAGAAGGAGAAGCCCGAGGAUGCUCCCAUUCGUAGAGGACGAAGUUCUGCUGGCCAGGUCAAAGAGGUCAGCGAAGGUGGCCAGCAGAAGAAAGAGGAGGAGGAGGAGCCUAGAACAGGAAGUGGCUCCGAGGAAAAACGAGAGGAGAAAGAGGAAGACGAGAAGAGCGAUCAGAAGAAACGGCCGGGCCGCCCGAGGGAGAGGAGACCUUGGAGCAGAGUGGCGAAAAGGAGGAUGGAGAAAGCUCUGACUCCAAAGAAACCAGUAGCACUCGUAAGCCUGCACUGA